AAUAGGAAUGAAGUUUGUUCUUCAUAGAUAACUCUUUCCUCAUUCAUGAUGAUGAUGAUGAUGAUAAUGACGAUGACGAUGACGAUGAUGAAGAUGAGAUCGUUCAACUUGGCAAAAAUUAUUUCAUUGUUAUUAUUCAGUUAUUUAUUAAUUAUUUCUGUACAAGGAGUCGUUAUACCAGAGGGUACUCCAAUUGAUUAUCAAUCAAAACGUUGGACCGAUUUUAAAAGAGCUGUCAGAUGGUCAGAAUAUCCGUCAUCAUUUUCACCAGAAGUGAAACGUCAUUAUUUAUAUGAACAACGACCAUAUUACAAUGAUAUUCUAGUUUAACUAAUCAAUCUCUAUUGAUUUAUCCAUUUGAUCAACAAAUGAAGAAACGAUCAUUGCAGAUCAAUUAAUUGGUUAAUAAUUAUAAUAAUAAUCAUAAAUUUCAUACAGAA
This is a messenger RNA of Schistosoma intercalatum, 440 nucleotides long. The record is from the annotation of a GenBank genome assembly. Lineage: Eukaryota; Metazoa; Platyhelminthes; Trematoda; Strigeidida; Schistosomatidae.